UUCCCAGAUCUGGAGGAGGAGGAGGAGUCUGGGUGUGAGGAGGAAGUGUCUCCGUAUAUUAACCUCCUCCAUAGUGAGCGUGUCCUGAACCACCGGAUCUCUUUAGUACAAGCUGAAGCGGUGCAGCUGGUCCAGAGGCGAGCAUUAUGCAUUCCGACUGCAGGCUGCUAUGGGCAGAGCGGUAAUGGUGGGCAGGGGGCCGACAGGGGCCGGGGUUCUCGUCCUGUCCCUUCUCAUCAUCCUCACCACCGAGAGCUGCCGAGCUCAGAAAGGUGAUGGCUGUGGCCCCACUGUGCUCGGCCCCAUCAGUGGGACUCUGUCCUCUCUGGGUUAUCCGAGGACGUACCCGAACAACAGUGUGUGUGAGUGGGAGAUCACCGUGCCUCGUGGGAAGAGGAUCCACUUUCGGUUUGCUUCACUGGACAUAGAAGAUAGCGACUGCCAAGUCAACUACCUCCGCCUCUAUAAUGGCAUUGGACCAGAGAGGAGUGAGAUCGUGAAAUACUGCAGUUUGGAUCUAAAAGUCAAUGAACAAAUCGAGUCCUCUGGAAACCAGGUCACAGUCCAGUUCAUGAGUGGGGUGCACCACAAUGGACAAGGAUUCUACAUGUCCUACUCCACCACUGAGCAUUCAGAUUUAAUCACCUGCCUCGACAAAGGAACCGACUUCCCCGAGGCAGAGUUCAGUAAGUACUGUCCUGCAGGGUGUUUGACAUCUGCAAAGGAGGUUUCUGGAACGAUACCCAAUGGAUAUCGAGAGUCUUCUCCUCUGUGCGCUGCAGCAGUUCAUGCAGGUGUGGUGUCCAACUCUGAGGGGGGGACGAUCAGUGUGGUUAGCAGCAAAGGCAUUCCUCACUAUGAGGGCACACUGGCUAACAAUGUCACUUCCACUGGAGGAACUUUGUCAAACAGCCUCUUCACCUUCAAAACAAAUGGCUGCUACGGAACGCUGGGCUUGGAGUCUGGUGGUGUUGCAGACACUCAGCUCAGCGCCUCGUCUGUGUGGGACUGGAGGACCGUCACCGGUCUGCAUGUGUGGGGCCCAUCAGGGGCUCGCCUGAAAAAGACAGGGCUGCCCUGGGCACCUUCACAGAGUGACCAGCAGCAGUGGCUGCAGGUAGAUCUGAAGAGGGAGAAGAUGAUCGCAGGUAUCAUCACCACAGGCUCUACCAUGAGGGAGCACCAGUACUUUGUAUCAGCGUACCGGGUUCUGUACAGCAACAAUGGCAAACAGUGGAGCGCCUACAGUGAAGCCAAUUCUAUACAAGACAAGGUUUUCCAAGGAAACGUCAACUACCUGCACGAGGUGAGGAAUAACUUCAUUCCCCCGGUCGAAGCCCGUUUUGUGCGGAUCAACCCCACCUCAUGGCACCAGAGGAUCGCGCUCAAGCUGGAGCUGCUCGGCUGCCAAGUGAGGUGGACAAAGACGAGGUUGUUCACCCCUUCUCGUAACUCUCCACAUCCUGCGAGUACAAAAUGCCCACCUCACGCUGGCCAGACCACACACACGCCAGACAUCAGGAACACCACCAUGCCUCCUCAUGUUGGCAAAGAUUUGGUGUUGAUAGCCAUUCUGGUCCCUGUGUUGGUCAUGCUCCUGACAGCUCUGAUCCUGACUGCAGCUUGUGCUUGCCACUGGAGGAACAAGAAAAAGAGCUCUGAGGGAACAUUCGAUCUUCCUCAAUGGGAUCGCACAGACUGGUGGAAAAGCAUGAAGCAGCUGCUGCCCUCCAGGAUGAUGGAGAUGGAGGAUUCGAUACGGUACAGCACCAGUGAGGUGGGUCGACUCUCUGGGAGAAGUGCUGUACCAAGACUGCACGCUGAGCCUGCAGAGUAUGCUCAGCCACUGGUGAGUGGCGUGACCACACUGGGUGCGCGGUCUACCUUUAAACCAGAUGAGGGUCCCGACCCAGGGUACUCCGAUCCAAACUUGUAUGAUGCCCCCGUCUCAUCAGAUGUGUACCACUCUUACGCAGAGCCGCUGCCAGCUUCAGGAUCUGAAUACGCCACUCCCAUCGUGGUUGAUAUGGGCUGCCACCCAUCAGGGGGGUCUGCUUUGAACCAGCCCUGCACAGUCCGCAGCUUCAUGGGGUCCGGGCCAACCUCACUGCUCACGCGGACAGACAGUGGUCAGUCGGAGGGGUCGGCGUACGACACACCUAAAAAUGCCAACGAGCAGACCACGCCCACUGAGGAUCUGACCUAUCAGGUGCCUCAGAAAAGCAAUCAUAAGAGCUGAGAAGUCUGGAUGCUUGUGGCUUUAAUCAUCACAGCCCUGGAUUGGAGUCUUGAAUGAAAACUACCUUAGCUUCACCUGGAGAUGUCUGUAUUGACUGAAUGCUUCUGCAAGGCCACAAACUGUUUUACAGUCCUAUCACUGAAACAACAAUGAAUGUCUUAGUGCCGGGAACGAGGCGGAGAGGGAAAAAAGGAGAAACCUGACUACUAUUUGAGAAAGAUUUCUGUGAUUUUUGUCACGAUCACAUCUUAAAACUGUGAUUUCAUCCUCUCAUUUUUUAUCCCGAUGCUAAACCAUAGCAAGUAUUUUCUUUCAUCAAAUACCUACGUUUCAUUAAAAACUCCCUCUUUUAAGCUCUUCCCACGACAGCUGUGCCACCAUCAUGCCUGAUGUUCAGUAACCGAUGAGACUGAUGCACAGAGUUUGGAUGCUCCCUGGUUGCAAAAUGUGUGCUGCUCUCACUGAUUAUAAACAGAAUAAAAAGAAGUUUUAUUAUUAUUUA
Molecule: messenger RNA, 2741 nt
Organism: Austrofundulus limnaeus
Lineage: Eukaryota; Metazoa; Chordata; Actinopteri; Cyprinodontiformes; Rivulidae
Gene: dcbld2
Product: discoidin, CUB and LCCL domain containing 2
Exons: 17
Coding region: 170-2239 (689 amino acids)
Biological process (GO): wound healing
Cellular component (GO): plasma membrane
Molecular function (GO): signaling receptor activity
Source: RefSeq, a predicted model, not a curated record